CAGACGCUUGCGGGGGCUGCCAUUGGUGAACUGUUGUUGCUGGAGCAGGUUGUGCCGUCGCCUUUGGGUGAGGGAGUGUAGAGAGAGGGGGAGGGGGUAUAAAACCUCUCUACCCAUUCAGCUGAGCUUCACUUUGGAGGAGCGCUGUGGAAAGGGAGGACUGGUGAAGUGCGGAAGGACCCCAUCUGAAGACCACCUCCCCCUUUUUGCGUGGUAUUUACCAACAACAGGCUUCUAUCGGUCAACUGUGUCAACGGAUCUCCGCGAAGAUAGCAAGCCGGCCUACCACGUCACACUGCGCACUAAAUGAGCACAGGACCACAGCACUUGGGUCUGGGCUCAAAGUGGAAAAAAAGACGCACCGACGAGCGCAUAGUGAACGGAAAAAAGCGCACACAGGCCGUGGCCCUUGCUUUCCUCAAUGCAUACCCUUUGUGCCCGGGGAACCAUGAAACCAGAAAUCAACGCCGCCGUGGGAUUUUUGUCGCGAUUUCUGCGGGUAAAAGGACACGUAAACGAUCGGCAAGUCCAAACAUUCAGCCAGAGUCUACAGGACAUUUUGUCAGAACAAUACAAGCACCACUGGUUCCCGGACAGACCCUGCAAAGGUUCAGGGUACCGUUGCAUCCGUAUCAACCACAAGAUGGACCCACUGGUGGGGCAGGCGGGCCAGCGUAUCGGCUUGACCAUCCAGCAACUCUACCUGCUGUUGCCCAGCGAGCUCACCCUCUGGGUGGACCCCUUUGAGGUGUCCUACCGUAUCGGUGAGGACGGCUCCAUCUGCGUCCUGUACGAGUCGCAGCCUAUGCCGGUGGUCAUGCCGGGAACGGCGAUCGCCAGCUCGCCCUCGGGGAGCGGCGGCUCGGGGAACCCUAUGGUGGACAGUCACAUCAGCUGCAAGGAGGAACUGAUGGUGUUGGGCAGAGCUAGUCCCUCCAAAGCUUACAACAUGAUGACUGUGUCCAGUUAAACGGCGCGCACUUUCGGCCGGGCUUAAUAGUCGUUCAGGGUCACACCUUGGCCAGUCAACAUGAAUUUGACCGGAUCAGUGCGAGCCUUUUUAAAAGCUAAGAAUAUGAAACGAAAUAAUGAAAGAGGAAAAAAAAAAAGAAGAAAAAAACCAGGAUGUGCUCUAUCAACUAAUUGAUGAAAACCUUGCAGGUUUGAUACUCCCCCCCCCCCACACACACACACCACCAACACCACCACCCGUUAUCAUCUGUUCUGUUGUGUCAUUGGAUCAGCUGGGUACUCCAUUUUCUUAUGAGAGUUCUUGUGGAGAUGGAACUGUUGGGGCAGCUACACCACCCGAUCGAGACCCCCCCCCCCCUCUCGACUGUAAACAUAGUGAUAAACUUCAUCCUUCAAGGGCCUGUCAGCAUUGACUUUGCACUUUUCCUAUUUGUGGUUAUGGGUACAUGCUAAAACACACCACAGAAAAAAAAAACGCCAAAUUGUGCAGGAAUUUAUUCCUAGAGAUGAUGCCCCUUGAUAUUCAAACUUUGAGGUUGUUUCGUUGAGGAGGAAGUUGAGGGUUUAGCCCAUCGAGGUCGAGCAGCGCUAAUGGACAUUAGAUUUUCUAUAGAAUACCCAUUUUAGACCUUAGGGACUCUUUACCCGCAAGCGACUGGAGCUAACCUCGACUUUCCUCCCUCAACGACUCAAACUAUUCCUGGCCUGUAUUUAAGUGCAAGUGUUUGCAACACCUGUUACCUAUGGAUACCAGUGUGUCCGCUGCGAUCCCACCAACCAUGUUGUGUAGCUUUCUGGGGGAGGCCAGAGGACCUCACGCCCCCCUCUCAAUUUAAUGAAUGUUGUUGAAAUUCACAAUCAAGUUCCUGUGCUUGCCCCCCCUUUUCCUUCCACCAUAUGAGCUCCUGUUUUUCGCCAAAUUUCAAAGUGUAGCAAAGAGGGAGCCAAUUCUACCCAAAUCUUUUAGAAGAAUUGUCAGUGAAUGCACUUUGACGUUGGAUUGUGUGGGAUGUGUACUUUUUUUUUUUUUUUUUUAAAUCGCCUGCAUUCCAUCCAUUCGAAUGUCAACUUUUACACCAUUUUUUUGUCCCGCCCUCCUCAUCUGUUGUUCAUACUGUAGCUCUCCCGGUUGGAAUAGACGGCUGUCUGUCCGAUGGAAAGUGCAAGACUGGAUUUCAAAAGCGUUUUUUUUUUUUUUUUUUAAACACUGUAUUUGUGAACAUUUCAGAGCUUUUGAUUGGAAGAUGGAGGAUGUUUGUUGGCGGUAGGCAAGAAGCCGUGGUGUACUCGUGGCACUGUUCAUGAAGCAUGACCCAAGGGUCUGGACUUAAGUCACAGACGGGGGCACGGAGCACUGUCAGAGGUUCAUUUUUAACUUGUCAGCCUUUUAUUUCACUUGUAUCAGUGAUCUCCAAGAGCCCUUACUUUUUAAAAUGGAAGUCCUUUUAUAAGCUUUGGAGGUGCAUUUGCCUUACCUCUUCUCAUGAUUAUGAGCCAUUAGUGAUUUCGAAACGACUGCCAGACAACCUGGUAGUCUCGACUGCCCUCAAACACAUCCUGGCAGCUUUGCCCUCGCCCGACUUUUGAGUGCCUCAAGUGCCACAUAUCACCCCAACCCUCUCCCAGCUCAGACCUCCCUUUCAGCCAAAAGCAACGCCAGCACUGCUAGCCUGAUACCGCCAUCCUAACCGCACUUGUGCAGGUUGACUUAAUGUGACACAUAUCACCGUCCGUCACGCACGGUGGAGUGGGCGGAGGAAUACCGGGAUGUGGGGGGGGGGGUCUGUUUUGUGAUAGAGAAGCGGGGUAGGGCCAGGGCCGGACUCUUGUCCAGGGCAGCUAAAAUCCCUCCGGCCCUCCCUAGCUUCAAACGUAUUCAACCUCCCCCACCCGGAUGCCUUCCGCCCUCCCCUCACAGUGAUGGAUAAAUAAACCAGCACAUACAAACAUGGAAGCGAUUUGUGGUGGGGAGGGGCUAGCGAGAAACUCGGACGAAAGAUGAAUAAUUGAGGGUACCUAGCGUCGUUGUCUCGUUUUCAUCUCACUGGAUCGCGCUGCAUUUAAUUACUGAGUAGCAUCAUUGUUUACAUGCAUAUGAAAGGAUGUGACGGCUGCACCCACACCCGGUUCUGGAGCCGUAUCUGUCGCAGCAGGCUGGGUGUUUUUAAGCCCCCCUAAGCCUGAGAGGAUCAUGGGUAAUCAAGCUAUAGCCUCUGACGCACUGCACCCCCUAUUUGCCUCACCCUCUGCUGAUAUGUUCGGCAGCACCGUGUUGGGCUUUUAAAAAAAAAAAAAGCACGAUUUUUUGUUGUUGCCCUGAAGAGGAGCUGGUUUAGUUUCUUCCCACCAUCUCCGAUACAUGUCACACAUUAUUAUGCUAGUUAUUUUAUGGUCUUGGUCACACUGGUAGAUUUUUGCCCUCCUCUUCCUAAAAUGUAUUUUAUCCGUUUAAAGAUCCAAAAUUUGAGAAAACAACCAAAUCCUCUUAGACGCCUUCUCAACCGUUACCACCAAAAAAAAUGGCUUACGUCCACGAUAAGAGUAAUAAUUUUCAAUUGCAUCCAUUCACCUCGUGCGUACAUAGCUUACAGAAUUGUCGUAGAGUGCUUGGUGUAAAAUAAAGAAAUAAAGUGAGAGGUAAAAUAGCACAUUAAAUGCACUAAAAAUGUUAAAACGUUUUCUUCUGGAGACGCGAGGAGUCUCCCCUAGAAUGUAUUGCCAAACUCAGGCCUGGAAACAUUCAAUAUAAGACUCUUAGGAAAAAGCUUGUUAAACGUGUUAAGACGUGAUAUAGAAAGGGAACAGUUGUUGUUUUUUUUGUUUUUGUUGUAGCUGUUGUCAAUAUUGUCAUCAACUGGUUGAAUUAUUGCCACUUUCACAUUUGAGGUGUUUUACAUAUUGUAGAAUGUAACGUAACUGUACAAGCGAUGGUAGAGUGCAUAACACAUGGAAAGUGCCAAUAAUUGAGGGUUUUUUCUCUCUCUGGGUUUGUUCCUUUUUCUAAGUCAUCUUUUAACAUGGUUAAUGCGUUUUGUAAGUGAAGCCAUUUUUGAAGAAAGUGUUGGCAAGGACCAAAGUUGUUUUGGUUGUUUAAAAAAAAUUGUUUCCAGAAUCGGUAAUCAUAGACGUAUCCUUGGUUUUGUUCAUUUUCUUUUUUUCCCUUUUUCUAUUUACAUAUAAAAGCAGAAAACAGACAAAAAAAUCUGACCUUACCCAAGAAGAAAAAGUUUGUGAUCUCAUGUUAUCGUUAUCGUGUUAAUUUUUUUUUUUUCCUUGGGUAUGUUGCGAUGAACUGCUGUAAAUUUGUACAGUUCAUGUAAAUUGAUUGUGCGGAAGUUGUACAGAUUUCUAUAUUUUGGAAGAAAAAGUUUUUUUUCUCUGUAAUAAAAGAUUUCCUAUCUUGGCAUCAUA
Syngnathus typhle (broad-nosed pipefish) is the source of this 4383-nucleotide messenger RNA. RefSeq names its product B-cell translocation gene 1, anti-proliferative (gene btg1). Gene Ontology annotation, biological process: negative regulation of mitotic cell cycle; negative regulation of cell population proliferation. Gene Ontology annotation, cellular component: cytoplasm; nucleus. The record is from RefSeq and is a predicted model, not a curated record. Lineage: Eukaryota; Metazoa; Chordata; Actinopteri; Syngnathiformes; Syngnathidae. The transcript is spliced from 2 exons. The coding region runs from base 422 to 970 and encodes 182 amino acids.